Molecule: messenger RNA, 4679 nt
Organism: Mustela erminea (ermine)
Lineage: Eukaryota; Metazoa; Chordata; Mammalia; Carnivora; Mustelidae
Gene: EZH1
Product: enhancer of zeste 1 polycomb repressive complex 2 subunit
Exons: 18
Coding region: 363-2381 (672 amino acids)
Biological process (GO): chromatin remodeling
Molecular function (GO): protein binding; histone H3K27 methyltransferase activity
Source: RefSeq, a predicted model, not a curated record
CCUCAAUGAAGAAUGGAAGAAGCUCCGUGUCCAACCUGUGCAGUUGAUGAAGCCCGUGAGUGGGCAUCCUUUUCUCAAAAAGGAUGUUCAGAGGCCUUUUGCUAUUGUGGACAGCCAAGGAGACCAGCUCUUUUAAACUGAAAUCAACACCAGCUGAAUGUGAGAGGCACAGUGCUGGAGUUUGUAGACACCACAAAGAUAAGAGUUCCUGCUUUGCAGAGGUUUAUAGUCCAGUGGAUUUAUAGUCCAGGAGCUGAUUGUUACAAAGCUUUCAGCCUCUUGUAAGAAUUAGAGUACUCCUGUGAUCAGUUCAGAAGGAAACUGCAGUUCUCUCUUGGGUCGUGGCUUGCCUUUCCCUCUCCAUGUCUUUGCUUAUAUUUCAGUGUACCAUAGAGAGCAUUUUCCCAGGAUUUGCAAGCCAACAUAUGCUAAUGAGGUCACUGAACACAGUUGCAUUGGUUCCCAUCAUGUAUUCCUGGUCCCCUCUCCAGCAGAACUUUAUGGUAGAAGAUGAGACCGUUUUGUGCAAUAUUCCCUACAUGGGAGAUGAGGUGAAAGAAGAGGAUGAGACUUUCAUUGAGGAGCUGAUCAAUAACUACGAUGGGAAAGUCCAUGGUGAAGAAGAGAUGAUCCCCGGAUCUGUCCUGAUUAGUGAUGCAGUUUUCCUGGAGUUGGUAGAUGCUCUGAAUCAGUAUUCCGAUGAGGAGGAGGAAGGGCACAAUGACACCUCAGAUGGAAAGCAAGAUGACAGCAAAGAAGACCUGCCAGUAACAAGAAAGAGAAAAAGACACACUCUUGAAGGCAACAAAAAGAGUUCCAAGAAACAGUUCCCAAAUGACAUGAUCUUCAGUGCAAUUGCCUCGAUGUUCCCUGAGAAUGGUGUUCCAGAUGACAUGAAGGAGAGGUAUCGAGAGCUAACGGAGAUGUCAGACCCCAAUGCACUUCCCCCUCAGUGCACACCCAACAUUGAUGGCCCCAACGCCAAGUCCGUGCAGCGGGAGCAGUCUCUGCACUCCUUCCACACACUGUUUUGUCGACGCUGCUUCAAAUAUGACUGCUUCCUUCACCCUUUUCACGCCACCCCUAAUGUAUAUAAACGCAAGAACAAAGAGAUCAAGAUUGAACCAGAACCAUGUGGCACAGAUUGCUUCCUUUUGCUGGAAGGGGCAAAGGAGUACGCCAUGCUUCACAACCCUCGCUCCAAGUGUUCCGGUCGCCGCCGGCGAAGGCACCACAUGGUCAGUGCUUCCUGCUCCAACACUUCAGCCUCUGCUGUGGCUGAGACUAAAGAAGGGGACAGUGACAGGGAUACAGGCAAUGACUGGGCCUCCAGUUCUUCAGAGGCCAACUCUCGCUGUCAGACCCCCACGAAGCAGAAGGCUAGUCCGGCCCCACCUCAGCUCUGUGUAGUAGAGGCACCCUCGGAGCCUGUGGAAUGGACUGGGGCUGAGGAAUCCCUUUUUCGAGUCUUCCAUGGCACCUACUUCAACAACUUCUGCUCAAUAGCCAGACUUCUGGGCACUAAGACGUGCAAGCAGGUCUUUCAGUUUGCAGUCAAAGAAUCACUUAUCCUGAAGCUGCCAACAGAUGAGCUCAUGAACCCGUCGCAGAAGAAGAAAAGAAAGCACAGGUUGUGGGCUGCACACUGCAGGAAAAUUCAGCUGAAGAAAGAUAACUCCUCCACACAAGUGUACAACUACCAGCCCUGCGACCAUCCAGACCGCCCCUGUGACAGCACCUGCCCCUGCAUCAUGACACAGAAUUUCUGUGAGAAGUUCUGCCAGUGCAACCCGGACUGUCAGAAUCGCUUCCCUGGCUGUCGCUGUAAGACCCAGUGCAACACCAAGCAGUGUCCCUGCUACCUGGCAGUGCGAGAGUGCGACCCCGACCUGUGCCUCACCUGUGGGGCCUCCGAGCACUGGGACUGCAAGGUGGUUUCCUGCAAAAACUGCAGCAUCCAGCGAGGCCUCAAGAAGCACCUGCUGCUGGCCCCCUCAGAUGUGGCCGGAUGGGGCACCUUCAUUAAGGAGUCUGUGCAAAAGAACGAAUUCAUUUCUGAAUACUGUGGUGAGCUGAUCUCUCAGGAUGAGGCUGAUCGACGGGGGAAGGUCUAUGACAAAUACAUGUCCAGCUUCCUCUUCAACCUCAACAAUGAUUUUGUAGUAGAUGCUACCCGGAAAGGAAACAAAAUUCGAUUUGCAAACCAUUCAGUGAACCCCAACUGUUAUGCCAAAGUGGUCAUGGUGAAUGGGGAUCAUCGCAUUGGGAUCUUUGCUAAAAGGGCAAUUCAAGCUGGUGAAGAGCUCUUCUUUGAUUACAGGUACAGCCAAGCUGAUGCUCUCAAGUACGUGGGGAUUGAGAGGGAAACUGAUGUCCUUUAGCCCUCCUGGGCCCCACGCCAGCGCCUAUGGUAGCAGCACUGUCUUUGCUUCAUGCACACACCACCGCUGCUCGAGUUUCCUGCACUACGUGUCUCCCACACCGAGAAUCCCCCACCCAUUCCCUCUGCAGCGAGGCCUCGGCUGUGUCCGGUGGGAACAAGCUGUCUCAGUGAGAGGGGAGACAGAGGCAGCUAGGGCUUGGGCCCCCAGAAGAGAGAGGUGCAGAAAUGCGAGACCGAGUCUUAGGCCUCAGAGGAAGAGAGCGCAGGCUGGGGGUGGGUGGCUCAGCGCGGUUUCUUGUCUGCUGUGUAGGCUGUGAGCCUCGGCAGUCAACCUGGGAAGUUCCUCACAAGCAUUGUCCUGUAAUUCUAACUUUCCAAGUCAAGGGUCCUUGUGUAAUUUGGUUGCCGGCACCUCUCUCUGGUCACAGGACCUGGAGAGGACUAGCUAAAUGAAGUUUGGUACCUGGAACUUACGAGCGGCCUGGGUCAAAGGCAAGCCUGGCGGUGGUACAGACUGACUUCAGAUGGGGAGACGGUCACCUAAACUACCUGCUCCCUCCGGGCAGAGUUCAAGUUCAGAGUGUGAGUCCUGAGGAUAGGUCUUCAGCACUGGGAGAAGGACAGCUAAGUGCCGUUCUUCCAUAGAGAGCCAGAGCCAUCCUGAUGACCCGAGUUAAACUGCUAAGCUUGGGGCCCUCUAGGCUCUGAGAAGCCUUCUCCAUACUCUGGAGAUGGGUGGAUACAUUUUCAGAUUCCUGAAAGCAGGUGCCAGGGUGCAGCCAGCUGCCUCCAGAGCUGCGGCUUGGUGACUGCAGGCAGGCGGCGUGCUGCUCCUGAAGAGGCAUGGCGGGGUGUGCAGGGCUGGCUGUGAACACUCUGGUUCCAGGCUGUGGAGUUGUUUUCAGGCCUCUCGUUCCCCUUAGAGCCCACGCCCACAGGGCCUCUGUUGCUUCUGUCUUCUGGGGAGAUGGGCGAAGGCUUGGGCUGGAAAGGGGGAGGUUCGGAAGGUGAUUUAUUUUCCUGUCUGAUGCACCUGCUGUUGGAAAGGGUGAGUUGACAGAGUUUGGAAGUGGGUGAGGGGCUCCCAAGUUACAUGUGUUUAGGACGCCAUCGCGCUCGCCAUGUACACUGGUGGGGGGUAUUUGAAGUCUUGAGAAGUAGCAGGCCAACCCCCGUGCCUGUCCAUGCUGCCAUUCUCUCUGGGAGUCAUGAAGAGCCAAGCACUUUAUUUCUUUGAGGAGGUCUGCAGAUUGAGGUGGAGUUGAGCUGAGGUCUCUGGGGCCCCUGCCUAGAUCCCAUUCCUAAGGGGAGGGGAAGGCUAGGGGUUGGAAGAUUCCCCUCCAGUUCCCUCUCAGCUCCUGGAGGAGUAAGGAGGAGCCUCCUUGCCGCACAGGAUGUAAAUGAGCAUGGGGCCGACUCGGGGAGCUACCCCUGUGUCUACGGCUGCUGUGCUGAGCCGCUGGGGAAUAAGGGGCAUUGUGCUGGGUAAAAGGAUGUGCGCAGGGACAGGCUGGCCCAGGGAAUACUGGAGUAGGGAGCUGGUUUCUCUCCUCUAGGAAUCCCAAGCUUUUCUUUUCUAGUUUGUACUGACCACUCCUUUCCUCCAACCCCACUGGCUAUCCCAUGAAGCAAGGAGUGGGGUUCCCUCGGGCCAGACUGUCACAUAGGGAUUUUGGUGGGACAUGCACACACACUCACAUACCCUCACACACCACACUUAUGGGCACACGUACACUCAGCCCUCAGCACACACCCAGCUGGCUCCUGACAGAGGCUUCUUCCCACCUAACUGGCCAGCCCUGCCAUGAUUCUGAGAUCUCCAGAUGCAGUGGUUUGUGUUCGUUGUACUGGAGACGCUCUCUAGCUGGACUGUGGGCUCUGAAGUCCUCGUAAAGGACAGGGAAAAACCAGAGACAAAUGAAGGAGGAGUUAGGUCUGUCUGAAAUGGAGCUGGCUGUGGGGAAAGAUGGGCAGCAAGUGACAUCCAGCCAUUGAGAGGCAAGACUGACCCCACUCUUCCCUCAGUGUGCGGAAUCCCCUCCUUGCCAGUUUCAGACCACUGGGACUCCUGUUCCACCAGCAUUCCCAUCCUUCUCCCCUCGCUGCCCCCCACGCCCACACCUUAAAUGACGGGUCUCAACCCCUCCCCCCAGACCAUGGAAUGACGGAUGGAGCAAGGUGGUGGGGACUGGGGGAGGCUGGUAUAUGUGCGGCUUUAUUGCCAGUGAAUCUCACGCACUUUAAAGUCCUGUGGCUUGUGACCUCUUAUCUGAAUAAAGUGGUAGGAUCCAUUUUG